This is a messenger RNA of Sebastes umbrosus (honeycomb rockfish), 1860 nucleotides long. RefSeq names its product nuclear autoantigenic sperm protein-like. The record is from RefSeq and is a predicted model, not a curated record. Gene Ontology annotation, molecular function: histone binding. The transcript is spliced from 14 exons. Bases 146 to 1639 code for a protein of 497 amino acids. Lineage: Eukaryota; Metazoa; Chordata; Actinopteri; Perciformes; Sebastidae. Gene Ontology annotation, cellular component: nucleoplasm. Gene Ontology annotation, biological process: DNA replication-dependent chromatin assembly; CENP-A containing chromatin assembly.
CGGAAAUAGACCGGAAGGGGCUGGAUUAUUUCGCGCCAAAUUGAAACAACGGAUCAGUAGUCAGCCAGCAGCAGCAAGAGGAGCACAAACCAACAGACGCUGCUUUUAACGUUUCACUGCUUAUUUCUCAGUCAAGUCAGUGAACAUGGAGGAGGCCAACAAGCUGAUCGGCUCCGGGAAGAAGCACCUGGUGAUGGGGAAGGUGGUGGAGGCGGUGAGCUCCCUGCAGGAGGCCUGCGGCAUGCUAGCUAAAAAGUAUGGAGACACAGCAGAUGAGUGUGGAGAGGCUUUCUUCUGGUGUGGUAAAGCGCUGCUGGAUUUGGCACGGAUGGAGAACUCCGUCCUGGGUAACGCUCUGGAAGGAGUACCAGAAGAAGAGGAGGAUGAAGAAAAACCCAAGGACUCCAAUGUUGACAGCACAGAAAACAUUGAUGAGAAGACCAGAGAUGAGCUGAGGGUUCAGGUGUACGACGCCAUGGCGGAGAAGAAAGAUGAAGGGAAGAAUGGCGAAGACAAGGAGAAGAAGGGCGAAGACAAAGAGAAGAAUGGCGAAGACAAGGAGAAGAAGGGCGAAGACAAAGAGAAGAAGGGCGAAGACAAAGAGAAGAAGGGCGACAUGGAAAAGGCCGAGGCUGGCGAUAAGCAACAGGAUGCCGCAAAGAAAGAUGAGGAAAAGAAGAACGAGGUUAACGGAAGCAAGUCCGAUAAAAGUGAAGACAAAACGGAAAACGAGGAAGCCAAGAAAGAAUCAGGAGAUAAGGAAGAGGAAACAGAAGAUGGUGAGGAAGAGAUGGAGGAGGAAGAGGAUGACGACGCAGAAGAGCAAGGCGAAGGAGAUGGUGCUGCUGAGAAGGACAGUGACGAGGAGGAGGACGAGGUGGGGAACCUGCAGCUCGCCUGGGAGAUGUUGGAAGUAGCUAAAGUCAUCUACAAAAGGAAAGAGGCUAAAGAGGAUCAACUGAUGGCAGCACAGACUCACCUGAAACUGGGGGAAGUUUCUUCUGAAUCAGGAAACUACACCCAGGCGUUGGAUGAUUUCCAGGAGUGUCUGAAGCUGCAGGAGAAGCACCUGGACUCAGACAGCCGCCUGCUCGCUGAGACUCACUACCAGCUGGGUCUCACCUACAGCUUAAACGUCCAGUUCAGCCAGGCCAUCGAGGAGCUGAAGAGCUCCAUCUCCGUCAUAAAGAGCAGGCUGGAUAAACUGCAGGAGCUGAUCGACAAGGCCGAGGGCCCGGAGGCGCUGCCGGAGGAGAGGAAGGAGAUGGAGGAGCUGAAGGCUCUGCUGCCAGAGAUCCAGGAGAAGGUGGAGGACGCCGAGGAGGGGCUGAAAAUGACCAGCACUGCUGCGGAGGCUGUGAAGGGUUCACUGGAUGGAGGCUCCACUUCCUCUGCGUUCCCCGGCUCCUCUGUGAAGAAUGGAGACGCCUCAUCCAGCUCCAAGAUUAACAGCACCUCGACCAACAUAGUCAGCUCCACCAACGGAAGCGCCGCCACAGCUCCGGUCUCUAACAUCUCCCACCUGGUCAGGAAGAAGAGGAAACCAGAGGAGAGUCCAGUGAAGGAGGGCGCGGUGAAGAAGGUGAAGCAGAGUAACGGUGUUCACAAAGCCAACGGAGACACUAACGGACACUCUUAAAACUGUACGGAAGUCAAGAGUCAGUGAAGCCGGACCCUCCAGGUUUCUGCCUUAACCCAAGAAGACCUUCACCACCGUGACGAGCUCUUACUGUCGCUACACUUGUUUGCUGCUGUAAAUAUGUGAAUCUUUUUCUAUGCCUGUUGUGUUGUCAGUGUUUAUUCACAUAUGCAACCUGUAGUAAAGAAUAUUAUUUGAUAAACGUUUGAUCAAGCUGUGAA